AUGGAGGAACUGCCAAAGAAGACGCAGGUCCUUGGGGAACCUGAAGGCGGCAGUCAACACAAGCGCUCCGUUUCGGACACGCAGCGGUCAUUUACCAUUGCGUUUACCAGUGAUGGCAAAGUGGGAUUCAAGGAGCUAUGCGAUCCUCCGAGCAGCGACGAUUCAGGAAUCACGAACAGCGGCCUGUCGCUGCCCCAGACGCCCACCUCGCCCACAGACCCCAACAGGGCGAACCUGACGCCGUUCCUGAACCGCAAGAACAACGCUCUGCUCAAACUCCAGCGCCAGCGAUCUAUGCAGCGCCUUGGGGUCGACCCUCGUACCAUCAGUCCAUCGGCGUUUCAGCAAAUGGAUAAUUUCUCCAUCUGCAGCGGGAUCGUGAACGGCUCGAUCCAUGCCUCAGUCGACAGCCAGCCAGUUAAGCCUCCUGCCUUUAUUGCCAUUCCCCCGUACGCUCCCACAAUGGCGCAGGAGGACCGGUUGGCCAGGGAGACCUCCGUCGCGUCGCUGUCUGUCGAGGAGGACGAUCCGCCAUCCACGACGAGGGAAGAAAAAAUCGCUUGGUUCUGGCUGGCCUUGAGUGAGAACGCCAGUGUCGCGUACGCCAUCUUCUUGGUGUCUCUUGGCAUCGUGAUAUACAUGGCCGACAUCUUCUGGGGCCCGAACUCCGUGGCCGCAGAAAGCUAUAACUUGUUCCUCACGGUGACACAAAUGUUCUGGCUCCUCACUAUCCACAUCGACACGAGAAUUUUCAUCCACAAAAUCUUUCGGAGAGUUCGAGAAGCGACAGCCCGACGCGAAGGCAGGGAAGAUACAGUGUACAUGGAAUCGGUUGAUGAUGGACAGUUUCAGCUGAAGUUCGGCAAAGAGGACGAGGAACCGAUUCCUCUCAUGUACGGGUUUACCAGCGAAGGAUCAAUUUACAUCAAGAUUGGAGCCACAGUGUUUUGCUUCGGUCACAUGAUCCACACGGGCCUGACUUUCGGGCAGCAAGUGCUAUACUUCACCGAGGACGACCCCGAACUGGCUUCGUGCUCCAGCAUUGUCAGCAUCAUCAUAUCUUCACUGCAGCCGAUAUGUGCCUUUUACCAGCUCUUCUUUAUAUUUAAGUACGCCAAUCUGAUCAUCAACCAUAGGCACAUCUGGGCAAGGUUCGGCAUCAUGCAUUCCAUCGGUACGUCCCUCUGUUACUGGGUCUACACCAUCUUACAAGAAACCUUACAGGCGAUCUUUGCCAAAGAGGAAUACGAAGACCCUCCCAACGGCACUCAACACUACGCGGCCGCCUCGACCUGGGAGAUCAAGUACGGAUGCGAGAAGGACACGUACCUCUCCAGCAUGAUCAACAGCAUGGCGCCGUACCUCUAUCCCUUUAGCAUCGAGUUCUACAUUCUCUUGGUAGGGAUGUGGAUGUUCCUUAAGGAGAACCUCGGCAAGGUGGAGCUACACACGCACAUCCCUUCGAUUGAAGUCACUUACGAGGGAACCAACCAGAAAUCUCUGAUGUCUAACAUGGUCAUAGCGGUAGACUGCCAUGCCUCAAGUCGUGGCCUGUUCCUGGGCCUCUUGACAACGGCGGUAACUACCAUAUCCAUUAUACUGCUCUUCAUCUUGUCAGCCAGUGACGAGACCAGCGAAGCAGCUCUUAUCGUGAAUGGCGUGACUGAAGUGUCGAUCCUGACGCUAAUGAUCGGAUCAGCUGUCAUGGCGUACAGACUCUUGCGCAUGUUGGAUGUCAUUCAUCAUUUCGGAAGCAGCGUGGACGACAUCCUUCUCUACGUGACUUUGCCUUGCAUCUUCCUGUACGCCUUCCUGCGCAUUACGCCUGCGCUCCUCGUCGGAGACAUCCUCUUCGCCUCUGUCUCGAUACUACAAGUCAUCCAAGUCAUCAUACAGACGGCACUUAUCCACGACGGCCUCCGACGGCGGUCCAACUCCCCCAAUCUCAGACGAAGGAAACCGGGUCGGGAGAUCCUCACCUUCCUCGUCGUAACCAACGUGGCUCUCUGGCUCCUGCAGACGUUCGAGAUCAAGAGUUCAGAAAGUAACUCGGACCUUUACCAAUUUUACGGAAAGGAAUUAUGGACGCUGCUGGGACACCUGACGCUGCCCUUUGCUCUCUUCUACCGCUUCCACUCGUCGGUGUGCCUCGCUGACAUGUGGAAGGAAUGCUACGAACCCGACCAUUCUCAUUAAUCAAGGCAAUAUCAAAGUACAAUUGUUCGGUGGCCGCCCCACCUUCGAGGGUCGUGGAAAUCAGAACACUGAACUGCUUCCUUUACAAUAUUUACAUUAAGUUAUUUGAAGUUAGUUUAAUUUUUCUCUCUCAUUCUAAACGGAAAUUGUAAUACGAUAUCAUUGCAAAUUAGCAUGGCUAUGAUUUUGUUAAGUAGGGGGAACUAAGAACCGAACAGGAGGACGGGUUUUGUGGAGGACGUCUUUGAUGUACAAAAUGGAGCUGUACACUAGGGGUUUCCAACCCGGGACCGGAUUCAUUAAUAUACGAUCGUAACGCAUUUACCAGCGGUCAUUUACCAUUGCGUUUACCAGUGAUGGCAAAGCGGGAUUC
This is a messenger RNA of Penaeus vannamei (Pacific white shrimp), 2569 nucleotides long. The record is from RefSeq and is a predicted model, not a curated record. Lineage: Eukaryota; Metazoa; Arthropoda; Malacostraca; Decapoda; Penaeidae.